GAAGCAUAAUCAUGGGAUAAAAACGUUCAUUGUAAAGCUUGUCCCUCGGUCAUCCCAGGACUCUCGUUCUCUCUCCCACCGAUGCGUCGAGGCGUGCCAGUGUGUUCAUGUGAUGCAGGAAGGAUGUGUCCUAAAAGAGUUUGCUUCGAGCCAAACUGCAUCACUUCUGAGUCUGACCACCGCUCAGCACUCAUCUUCGGAUAUUCCCCCUUUCGCUUUGCAGUUACAUCGGGUGAAAGGGAAGAAACCGAAGAGAACGAGAGAAGGAUUGUGAAAUGGGAGCUACAGCAUCAUCCGCGCAGCGGGACAGCAGAUGUGAGGAGGACGCAGCGGCGGAGGAGCUCACUGCAGCGGCGAGCGAUGCUCAGGAUGACGGCGCUGCUGAUGACAAGUUAUUACAGAAAAACGGGCAGAUCUCCAGUUUGAAUGUAAAGACAAGGAACCAUGCAGAUGAAUUAAAUGGCAACUUUGAGGAGAGAGUACUUGCAGAUGUUGGCUCAGGGUUUGUUGCUCUGAAAGAAGAUGGUACAGAAACAACUGAAGACCUCCAGGAAAUGGAUGCUCUUCAACCAGUCACAAAAAACGAGAGCACAGAGAUGGUUAAUGCAGAUAGUGCGACUGUGAAGGAGGAAACUGUGGAGGACAACCAAGUGAAUGAUAUCAAUGAAGUUGGCUUCAAAAAAAUCUUCAGAUUUGUUGGAUUUAAGUUUACCCUAAAAAAAGACACAUGUGAAAAGACUGAAUCAGAUGAACAAGAAGAAAAAGUCGCAAGUCCCUCAGAGGACUCCAGUGACACCCAGGAGAACAGUGCAGUGGCAGCAAAUGAAAACACACCCGAUGAGACUCGAAAAAGUGAGGUGUCUUCCCAGUCUGAUGGAGCUGAACACUCUCAACAAACAGACAAUGAAAAAGAGCUGGAUCAGGACAUAAAGAUAGUGGAACAUCAUGUGGAGGACACACCUGAGAAAGAACUGGAAAAAGAAGGAAGUCCUGAGCCAGAGGAACCAAUGUCACCAAUCAAGCAAUUCUUUACACAAGGAAUCUUUGCCAGUUUAAGAAAGAAAAAGAAAGAAGAGGAAAUGCAAAAAGAGAGUAAGGAAGAGGAACUCAAAAGAAUUGAGAGAAUGGGUGUAGAAGAGGCCGAAAAAGAGGACAGUAAAUGUAUAUGCCUUGAUAUCUCUUAUAUUACAUCAGAGGAAGAAAAAGAUUCACAGGAGAAAGACAAUGACAAGUUGUUACCAGAAGGAGAGCUUCAGAAUUCUCUAGAGAAAGAUAAGGUACAAGGAAGUCCACUUAAAAGACUUUUUAGGAAAUUUUCCACAAGAAGGCAGCGAGAAUGUAAAGCUGCAGAAAAGGUGAUUGAGGCAGAGGAACAAGUCUCUGAACAGCCGAAACCAUCCUCUGAAUUGACAGAGCUCGCAAAAGUGGAGGAGCCAGUAGUUGUGGAACCAAAAACGGCUGAAGAGGAGCUAAUGGCUGAUGUAAGCCCUCAACAGUCCAAAAAGAAAUCUGACACCACCGCUUCCUGGGAGGCACUGAUUUGUGGUGGCUCUGCUAAAAAAAGAGCUAGAAAAACAAAUGAGGAUGAAACGCCAGACAAAAGAGAGGAAUAUGAGAAAACUACUGACUCUCCACUAGGAAGUUCCACUGAAGGUGAUUAUGAUCAUCUCACAUCAUCUAAUGAACAAACUGGAAGUCCUGCAGAGGGAGAGAUGGGAUCCACAUGGAAAACGUUUAAAAAAAUUGUCACCCCGAAGAGAAAGGUCAGAACUGGAGAAAGUAGUACCCCUGAGCAGAUACCUUCAGACAGUGAGAUGAACAAAGAUGAACCAUUUUCUAUGAAGAAACUCAUUCCAGGGCAUAAAAAGAGAAAAUCAGAUGCAAGGAAAGACGAUUCAUCCUCCAAUGAGGCUUCAAAGGAUCAUGAAACAGGUGAUGAAGAUGAUGAAACCCCAGCUAUUAUUCCUUUGUCUGAGUAUGAAAUAAUUGAGCCUGAAAGUCUGAAGGAGGUGCAUGAGCAACAAGUUGAAAUCACAAUAGAACAUGAGAUGCCAGAGAUGACUUCACAAGUGUUAGAACAGGACACAUCUAAUAACUUUGUGCCCAAAAUUGCAGCUAAAGUUCCAAUUAACAUUGGACCAACAGUCAUACAUGGAUUAUCAGAAGACUUUGAAGAAUUUACAGACUUUGUGAGCAAAUAUCAGCAACUGAGUGAUAUUCCAGAAGAAGGCAUCAUUGAGGAAAGCAUUGAAACACCAAUGACAUCUGCUGAGUGGACAACACAGAAUGACACCUUUGCUGAGGACAUUGUGGAGUUGACAGCAGAUGCAGUCACUGCCCCAGAACCAUCAAGUGAACAAUCUGUUGAACAAUCGGAUGACACUACUGAAAUGGUCUCGGCAGUCUCGCAACUAACCAAUUCACCCAGGUCAUCUGGGCAUGUUACACCAGUGUCAGUUGAAUAUGGUAUACAAACAUCAGAUGUGAUCCUACAGGAAGCUAUUCAAUCUAUCUACAUGACUCCAAGUGUUCAGUCAGUAACUACAAAAGAUGAAAGCCAAGAAUCUCUGGCCGUGUCAUUUUCACCUUAUAUUGUACAGUCCUCCACAACAGAGGAAACAAAGGUUUUGGUUGCACAUAAGAAAACUGAGGCAACAGCAAUAUGUACAGGCCUAGAAUAUCAAGAAAUAGAAUCGGUUGAAGAACAUCUUCCUGCACCAUUAGUUGAGGCAAUACCUGAAGUAAGUGAUGCUGUCCCAACUGAAUUAGUCUCUGAAAACUUUACAAAUGAAACUGAAAUUGCAGGACUUUGGACAGAUGAGUUCUAUGAGGCUGAAAUUAAGGAACUAAAGACUGAGUAUCAGGAAGUAAUUGUAAGUGAAAAGGAAUCUGUCAUUGAAACUGAGCUAAGUGUAGAGCAAGUUAUUCAAUUAGUGGCAGAGCCUCUUGUGGGAGAUUCAGAGGAGACUCAUAUGGAGAAACAAAGAGAGGAAUGUACAACUGGUAUUGAACUCAGACAUGUGAUUGGGACAAUGCAAAGUGAAGCUGGGCUGGAACAGGUUAUUUCAGACUACACUCAUGGUCCUGAAACAGAGUGUCCACUGCAUUCAGUGUUAGAGGAACCUGUAUAUGACCAACCAGUAGCUGCUGAACCUGAAAAAGAGCUCACGCUUUCAGAUGUUGAAUUGUCCAUUGCUAAGUCUGAUCAACCUGCAUCCACCAAAGUAGUUGAUUCUUUGACACAUGGUGAUAUAGACAGGAGUCCUGGCACUACCACAAGUAAAGAAGUCAAAGAAAUAGAAAUUAAUGCUUCUGCUGUGGAGUGUCUGGAAAUCACAGAGACUGAUAGUAUUAUAAGUCCAAUUUCAGAUCACAUACAGGCAGAGACACUGGAGUUAGAAGGGAGUUUAAAAUUAGAAGCAGUUGAAUCAAUACAUGUUGAUGCCUGUGAAAUACAUUUUGAUGUAAAAGAUGCAGUCUUAUUAGCAGGUGAUUCAGCGGUGACUGUGGAGGACAUCAGUGGCAAAAUAGAAGAAAAAGAUUAUGAAAAAAUGGCACAGCAGGACAUUAAGGAAAUAUAUGUAGAAGAAGAGACAGGGGAUGAUGUUGCUUCAGAAGCUGUUAAAAAUAUUGAGGUUGAAAAUAUUUCAGAUGCUGGAGAUGAGUCAUUAGCCAGAGAACAGCUGCCAGUCAAGGAGGUGUCAGAACCAGUAUUAGUUGAAGAGGCUGAAGAGCUCCAUAAAGAAGACAUUAAAAUACAUUUGGAUGAUAAAGUGGAAGACAGUGGAACUGACAGAACGGAUGGGAUUUUUGUGAAAGAGGAAGAGGAACAUGCAGUGAAGGAAGGGCAACCACUGACAAACACUGACAGCAAUAAAACUCCUACUGAUGAAUCUCCUGAAACAAUUGUGGAUGCAGGAAGUGAAAUUGGAGACAUGGUUUGUAAAAUAAGAGAACACACAGUUGUUUCUGCAUUUUCAAAAGAUGUAGCUGAGCACACAGAAACACCAGAAGAGCCUGGCGCUAGUUCUGAAGUCAUACUAAAACCUCUAGAAAUAGUAUUGCCAGAAGUUGCAGCAAAACCUGUAGCAACAGAAAUUGCACAACCAGCGACAAUGGAGAAUAUUAAGACUGGUAAAGUUUUAGAGAUGGUUGCCAUUAUUGAGAACACAACAAAACAAUCUGGGAAAGAGAAGCCUAUGGUGUCUGAACCAGUGACACAGGUACUUGCAAAAUCUAAGCUACCAAAACCAACAGAACAAGAUGGUGAAGAAAUAGAUGGUGAACAGACCCCAGCAAUGACACUGUCAGAAAUGAAAGAAACGCCAGUUCCAGAAGAAAAAGAUACAAUGGCUGUUGUUCCCAAACCAGAACCAGAAGGGUUUAAUUCAGGGCCGACUAUGAUUGAAGUGCCUACAAUCACAGUGCUGGCACAAAAUUAUACUGCUGCAGAAAUAGAAGUUAGUAAUAUGAGUGAAAAGAGGAAUGAAGAAGAUGAAAAUGCUGGUCUAAAAUGUGAACCUCUUGAACAGGUAACAGAAAAGAUACUGUCAAAUGAGUUGCAAUUAGACAAGACAGAAAUUAAAGAUGAAAUACCUGCAGUAAUGGAAAAAACACCCAUUGCACAAGAAUCACCACUGACCUCUGAAGUUACAGCAAAAAUGCCAGAAGUUGCUGUUUCUGAGAUACAGUCACAAGUAGUGAGUGAACUCAGGGCUGAGACACUUGAAGUGACAGAACCAAAGGUAGAAAUUCCAGUGGUAUCAGAAGUGAAAGUAGAGACAGCUAUAGUAACUGAACUGGAAGUGGAGACACCAGUUGUCACCUCAGUGGCUAAAGAACUUGAAGUAGGAACACCAGUGGUUACAUCUAUGGCAAAUACAACUGAUACUCAUAAUUCUGCUGUUACAUUACAAAAUCAAAACAUAGACUCUGACACAUCAGUGUUAACAACAGUGACCAAAGAACAAGUGGUGGAGAUUCCAACUGUUAUUUCUGUGGUAGUGACACCAGCUACACCUUUAGAUGAAGUAACACCAGUUGUAACUCUAGGCAAUGAGUCAAAGGAUGUACCUUCUGUAAAAGAGACACCUGUCGAAACACCAAAUGUCGAAUCAGUGAUUGUGAGGACUGCUGUAGUCCCAGUAGUAGAGAUACAGAAUGUGAUUCCAGUGGUAGCAACACCAGAUCUUGGUUCAGUAAUAGUAACAGGAGCUGCAACUCCAGUGAUAAGUACAGGAACAGUGACUACUACACUAGCAGAAGCACCAGUUGUGAGCACAGUUGUAGAAACACCUGUUUUUUCUGUCACAGCAGUAAAAUCAACUCCAGCUGCAGUAGAGAAAACAGUUGUGUCCCCUGUAGUAGAGAUCCCAGCCACAGUAACAUCUGUUGUGGAGACUCCAGCUGUUGUUUCAGUGGAAGAGACUGUACCUCCAGAAGAGGUUACACUAGAUGUGACCUCAUUUGCAGAAACACCUGUGAGCCAAGUAACUGAAACUCCCAUUGUCUCCAUUACAUCAGUAAAACCAACUGUAGCUAAAAUGGCAAAGGCACCAGACACUGAGAUACCAGUUAUGAUUUCAAUGACAGUGGCAGAAGCUGUAUUUCCUGUAGUAGUUACAUCAGCUGGAACUCCAGUAGCAUCAGAAACAAUUAUGAUCCCAGAAGUAAAAACUUCAGUAGCAACUUCACCUGCAGAGACAUCAUUUGUGACACCAGUGGUAGAAACACCAGCUCAGAUUUCAGUAAUUGCAACACAUGCAGCACCUCCAGUUACACCAGCAGCAACUGCAGCAUCAGAAACAUCAGCUGUGAUUCCAGCUGUAGAAACGGCUGUUGUAGAAUCACCUCCAAUUGCAGUGGUUGAGACACCAGUUGUGACCCAAGUGGUACAGACACCAGGUCAGGUUUCAGUGAUGGUAACAGAGACUGUCCCUCCGGUAGUUAUUUCAGAAGAGACUGCAGCAGUAGAAACACCUGUUGAGUUCCCAGUAUUACAAACACCCAUUGUAAAUUCAGCUCCAGUUGCAGUGGAGACACCAGUUGUGACCCCAGUGGUACAGACACCAGGUCAGUUUUCAGUGAUGGUAACAGAGACUGUCCCUCCGGUAGUUGUUUCAGAAGAGACUGCAGCAGUAGAAACACCUGUUGAGUUCCCAGUAUUACAAACUCCUGUUGUAAAUUCAGCUCCAGUUGCAGUGGAUAAGACACCAGUUGUGACCCCAGUGGUACAGACACCAGGUCAGGUUUCAGUGAUGGUAACAGAGACUACACCUCCAGUAGAUGUUUCAGCAGUGACUGCAGCAGUAGAAACACCUGUUGUGAUCCCAGUAGUAGAAACUCCCAUUGUAAUGCCAGCUCCAGUUGCAGUGGUUGAGACACCAGUUUUGACUCUAGUGGCACAGAUACCAGGUCAGUUUUCAGUGAUGGUAACAGAGACUGUCCCUCCGGUAGUUGUUUCAGAAGAGACUGCAGCAGUAGAAACACCUGUUGAGUUUCCAGUAUUACAAACUCCUGUUUGUAAUUCAGCUCCAGUUGCAGUGGAUAAGACACCAGUUGUGACCCCAGUGGUACAGACACCAGGUCAGGUUUCAGUGAUGGUAACAGAGACUACACCUCCAGUAGAUGUUUCAGCAGUGACUGCAGCAGUAGAAACACCUGUUGUGAUCCCAGUAGUAGAAACUCCCAUUGUAAUGCCAGCUCCAGUUGCAGUGGUUGAGACACCAGUUUUGACUCCAGUGGCACAGACACCAUGUCAGGUUUUAGUGGCAGUAACAGACACUACACCUCCAGUAGUUGUUUCAGCAGUGGCUGCAACAGUAGAAACACCUGUUAUGAUCCCAGUAGUAGAAAGUCAAGUAGUAAAGCCAGCUCCAGUUGCAGUGGGUAAGACACCAGUUUUGACUCCAGUGGCACAGACACCAUGUCAGGUUUUUGUGGCAGUAACAGAGGCUACUCCUCCAGUAGUUGUUUCAGCAGUGACUGCAGCAGCAGAAACACCUGUUAUGAUCCCAGUAGUGGAAACUACAACUCCAGUUGUAGUGGCAGAGACACCAGUUGUAACCCCAGUGAUGAUGACACCAACUGUGACUCCAAUAGCUGAAAGGUCAGUUGUGAGCCUUGUACUAGAAACUACCACAGAAGCACCAACUGCAAUUGCAAUGGCAGAGAGACCUGUUAUGAUCCCAGUGGUACAGACACCAGUUCUGGUUUCAGUGAUUGCAAAAGAGGCUGCACCUCCAGUAGUUCUACCAGCAGUGACGGCAGGAGUAGAAGUAAAGCCACCAGUGGUAGAGACACCAGUUUCAGUACCAGAAGCACCUGCUGUGAUCCUAGCAGUACAAACACCAGUUACAGAGCAGGUAGCACAGACACGGACGACACCAGCCGUGCUCUUGGUAAAGACAUCAGUUGUAACUGGGAUGGAGGCACCCACUGUGACUACAUUAGAAAAGGCACGACAGGAAACACCAGUAGCAGAGACACCUGCUUUAUCCCCUGUGAUGAUGGCACCAGCUGUUGCCGCAGUUGUAAUAGCAACAGCUCCACCUGUUGCUACACCAGAAGUAAAGAAAGCAAUGUUGCAGGUAGUUGAACAGCAGAAAAAGGAAGCAAAGUCAGAGGCUUCAGUUGUGUCUAAAGAUGUUGAACCACCAUUUGUGGCUGCGAAAGAGGUAACGACAUCAGUUUUAACUCGAAAGUGUAUAUCAGAUGAAGAAAACGGGAAGGCUUCCUUGCGGCAUACUUCAACAGAACCUCAGUCAGAGGUAGAAGAGGAUGUGUGGGAGGAUGCUGUAGAUAAUAUUGGAGAUUCCCUGUGUCAGGUGACACUCACAGAGGAUGCACCCCAAGAUACUGCUGCUAAACAAACAUCUGAUGCUGCUAUUUGAUAGUGGCGUGCUAAACCAGAUGAAAGAUUUGAAUGAGUUGGUGCAAGUUUAACAAGGAUAAUUCAGAACAUUUUACACCUGGAAGUGGCUGUGCUCGGCACAAAAUCAGCUGGGAUUCACAUUUCUGACAACAAAGAAAUGACCAAACCACUGAGAAGCAAAAUUGCAUCAUUAAAGUUCCAUUAAGCAAAAGUGAAACCAAAAACAGUAGUUAUUCAGUGGAGAGGCUGUUUUUUGAUUAACUAAAUUUGUAAAUUUUACUUUCAUGCAGAAAAUAUAUUUUAACAUAUAAAACCCUUCAAAAGCCGCUAUUUUGUCAUAUUUUUACUAAGGAUAUUUGUCAAUGUAUUAAAUUUUUUUGUUAUCGUUAUUCAGACAUUAGCAUAAGCUUAUGCCACAUUAUAUCAUGUUGUUAGAUAUCUAAAAAAAAUAUAAACUAAAAAUAUUUACUAAAUCAAAGGUAAUUUCCUUUUGAACCAUCAUCUACAAUUCAAUUCAAUUCAAGUUUAUUUGUAUAUCGCUUUUUACGAUACAGAUCGUUGAAAAGCAACUUUACAGAAAAUUACGUUUCAACAAUAUUUAGUAUAUACCUCUUGAUAUGCAUCUAGGAUAAAUUUAUUUUAUACUCUAAAUAUGAUGUAUACUUUACCAAAGCUGUAAUGAGCCAAUCACAAUACUGAAUAUUUUUUGAGACAUUAUUCAGUCAGAUGUAAUCAAUGACUGAAACUGGCAGAUUGUUUAUUUUGUUUUACAAAGAACAGUCAAAAUCUUAUCAAACUCAUGAUUUAUUUUUGUUGCCAUGUCAUUGUUAUGAAUAUUGUUUUUGUAAUUCACAAUUUUAAUUUACAGAAACACCCAAUUUCAGAAAAUAUUUGUGACUAUAUUUUUGGCAUGAAAAUUGAAGCAUGCAAUCUAGUUGCAGCUACUGACUUUUCCCUGUGUAAGUUUUUUAUUUUUCCCCCCAAGUAUCAAAACACUCUGUACUGCAUAUGAUUGUUACACAGUUGAGCAUUUUUGUUACUAUUAUACAACCUGCCUUGCUUGUAUUAUGGAGGUUUGCAUCUUGCCUGAUACAAUAAGCCAUGACAGUAUUGAAAACAAAUUUUUAACUUAUUCUAAUAUAUUGCUAAGAAGUGUUCGAAACCACAUGUACAGACUGUUUGAUUAUACAGACUAUGCAUCUUUGAAGAAAUUGCAAUAUUAACAAUCAACCAAAUACAAGAGUGUAGUAUUGUUCCUGGAUUUUGCAACAUUUAAAAAUGUAUGGUUUAAAACAAAUUAUAAAUUUAAGUUUUAUUUAAAUAAAAGAAACGU
Molecule: messenger RNA, 9206 nt
Organism: Cyprinus carpio (common carp)
Lineage: Eukaryota; Metazoa; Chordata; Actinopteri; Cypriniformes; Cyprinidae
Gene: akap12a
Product: A-kinase anchoring protein 12a
Biological process (GO): regulation of protein kinase C signaling; signal transduction
Cellular component (GO): cytoplasm
Molecular function (GO): calmodulin binding; protein kinase A binding
Source: RefSeq, a predicted model, not a curated record